Hyalella azteca is the source of this 2486-nucleotide messenger RNA. RefSeq lists its product as uncharacterized. Bases 38 to 2023 code for a protein of 661 amino acids. Gene Ontology annotation, molecular function: ubiquitin protein ligase activity. Gene Ontology annotation, biological process: intracellular signal transduction. Lineage: Eukaryota; Metazoa; Arthropoda; Malacostraca; Amphipoda; Hyalellidae. The record is from RefSeq and is a predicted model, not a curated record. The transcript has 5 exons.
UUAAACAAAUAACUAAUACAUAUAUGGUGAAGUUUCAAUGAUGGAGCUGGAAGAUAGUGCAAAGUGUACCCCACAGCUUGUAUGUUUCAGUCAAAAUCAUGGCAACAAUGUCAUAUUGCUUGAGAAUAACACUGUUGCUUACAGGAAAGCCAGCUUUGCCAAUGCACUGACUCUAUCUCAGCACCCAGUAUUGCCAGGAGAACUUUUCCUUCUUGAGAUAGAACAAACAGAGCCUGGGUGGACUGGACACAUGAGGCUCGGCCUCACUCAGCUUGACCCCACAUCCCAGCUGCCGCUGUACUCCUUGCCAGAUCUAUCCAACCGAGAAGAUUCCUGGAUCUGCGCUAUCACCAAGCAUCACAACCGUUUAAGUAUUCGUGACGCUGGCAGCAACAACCACUUAUCCCGAAGACGAUGUUUAGGUCAACAAUCAACUUUGUUGAAUGGUGCCAAUCUGAACAGUCUCUCUGAUGGUACUUCAUUUCCUGAAGAAACUUUGUCUACUGGAUCAUCGCGCCAUUUAACCAUUGAGUGUAAUGGCUCAACUUCUGUCUCAGGUUCUAUCAAUGGAAUUGUCAGCAGCAUUGCAUCUGUCAAAGCUAAAACUGAUAGAUGUGAAAUUUCUUACGAGCCUUCUAGCUCCUGUACUGCUGGAAGCAGCUCGUGUUCUACAGUCAAAUCUAAAGUGUCUUCAGUCAGUUUAGCCUCUACUGCUCACAGUUCAGAAGACCAUUCACUUUCAUCAAAUCAUGAACAAAAAUCGGCUCUUGAUGAGCUGAAUGACUAUUUUGUUUAUGGGAAUGGCCAUGUGGAUGAUGAUACUGAGAAUGAUAAAGAAUCAGACAGUAGUAGCUUGAGCUCAGGAGAAAGUGCUACUCGCAUCAGUAACAACAUUAAGGAGUCAGUCAGACAAUUGCUUAUGAAAUUAGCAUUAGAGGAAAAUAAUUCGGCUAUUAAUGAAUCCAGUGUGAUACCUUCGUCAGACUUAUCUGCAAACGGCUUUGACAAAACGACUUGUUCUAAAUGUUUAUUAAAAAUAGCUAAUGGCAAAGAUGCGGAAAGAACUCAAAAUGAAUUUAGUGAUUUAGUUGCUAGUAGUUCUUUUUCUGAAAGCCAUUGCUCCCAAUGUGCCCUGUUUGGUGUAGGGCAACAAAGUUUAGCUGUAGCUAGCUUGUUAGGUACGAGAGUAAAAAGUAAUAAGUGUUGCAAUAGCGAUCCUUGUAGUAAAAGUUCAUAUGAUAGUUCUACUGCAAGUGAUGAUCUUGACAAAUGCUGCGUUUCAAAUCAGAAUAUCAAUGAACCAAAUUCAAGAUUUUUUUCUAGCAGGCUUGAGGACUGCAAUGAUAAUUCACUGGCAGUAUCUCCUAGAUCAACACGUCUAAUAACAACAAGUAAUAACUUGACUUCUCAACGUGAGGACUGUUGCAGCAAUCAUAUGCAUGGAGUUGUCAGAUCUGAAAUAGAAACCGCAAGUGCUGUUGAAAAUUGUACUGUAGCUGGUGGAGAACUGGAUGCAAUGCAAGAUGUUGAAUACACAAAUGGAGAAGAAGGUUACGAUGAACAGCACCAUGAGUAUGUGAGUUGUCUGACUCGUCUGUCUGUGGGUGACCAUCACAUCAGAACAUCACGAGGCCUCGUGCCACGUUCUGUUCUCUUGCCAUCUUGUUUCUCCAACUCUGCAGAGGGCUUCUCAGGCCAGCUUCCUCUGGCCACCGAUGAAGGAAGCAGAAUUGGUCUCAUCUAUUUACCACAGGGAGGUGACUAUGCAGAGAUGCAUUAUAUCAUCAAUGGAGAAGAUCAGGGGAUCUUCACACGACUUCUUCCUUACAAGGAUGCGCCGCUCUACGCCAUUGUUGAUGUAUAUGGCACCACCAAACGCGUGCGCAUCAUUCAGCUUUACGAAACAAUGAGCCUGAAGAUGGCAUGCCGCUCUGUCAUCCUGCAACGGCUCGUGCCUGAAGACAUCCCCCUCCUGCCGCUGCCGCCCCAGCUGCUGCAGUAUCUCCUAUCCUAUGACGCCUGACCUUCUGUCCUCUCUUGCCUGACCUUCUGUCCUCUCAUGCCUGACCUUCUGUCCUCUCAUGCCUGACCUCCUGUCCUCUCAUGCCUGACCUCCUGUCCUCUCAUGCCUGACCUCCUAUCCUAUGAUGCCUGACCUGUCCUCACUUGCCUGACCUUCUGUCCUCUCAUGCCUGACCUUCUGUCCUCUCUUGCCUGACCUUCUGUCCUCUCAUGCCUGACCUGUCCUCUCAUGCCUGACCUCCUGUCCUCCCAUGCCUGACCUCCUGUCCUCUCUUGCCUGACCUUCUGUCCGCUCAUGCCUGACCUCCUGUCCUCUCAUGCCUGACCUCCUGUCCUCUCAUGCCUGACCUCCUGACAAUCCUUUCUUGUGUCCUCUAAACAAUGCGGGUUCCUCUUACUUUCUAGGAUUGGUUCCUUGCGAUGUCCGGUCCAAUAUUUCCCUCUGGUGUCCUGAAGAAAUGAGC